Poecilia latipinna (sailfin molly) is the source of this 5734-nucleotide messenger RNA. Its product is annotated as fibronectin type III domain-containing protein 5-like. The record is from RefSeq and is a predicted model, not a curated record. NCBI's taxonomy places the organism in Eukaryota, Metazoa, Chordata, Actinopteri, Cyprinodontiformes, Poeciliidae. Gene Ontology annotation, molecular function: protein binding. The coding region runs from base 239 to 865 and encodes 208 amino acids. Gene Ontology annotation, cellular component: plasma membrane; extracellular region. The transcript is spliced from 6 exons.
CAAUCCCUCCUCCUCUUCGUCUUCCUCCUCCUCCUCCUCCUCCUUCGGCUGUUGUUGCGCCGCCGCUGCUGGCGCUUCUGCUGCAGCUCACAACUUCCAGAGAGCCUCAUCUCCGGGCACAAGUCCGCCCUCUGGUUCCCCCCCUUUACCGGCCGGGGAUGCUCGUCUCGCUCGCCUUAAACGCGAUGUGAUAAAUGGGCCGCGCAGGAUGUGAAGCCCCGCAAGAAGAAGCAGGAGGAUGGCGAAACCGGGCUUGUCUGCGGCGCUGCCGCUGCUCCUGCUGGGCUCCUUCCUCUCGGCGUCCUCCGUUAAAGCCGACGCUGCGCUGUCAGCUCCGCUCAAUGUGACCAUCAGAGAGCUGGAGGUCAACUCGGCUGUGGUGACGUGGGAGAUCUUGGAGGGAGAUCCGGUCAUCGGAUUCGCCAUCACGCAACAGAAGAAGGAUGUGCGGAUGUUGAGGUUCAUCCAGGAAGUGAACACCACCACCCGCUCCUGCGCGCUGUGGGACCUGGACGAGGAUACCGAAUACAUCGUCCACGUCCAGAGCAUCAGCAUGGGAGGCAGCAGCCCCCCCAGUCAGCCUGUUCUCUUCAGAACGCCAAAAGAGUCGGAGAAAAUGGCGUCCAAGAGUCCCGACGAGGUGACGAUGGAGGAGGUUGGUCAGGCUGCCCAGCUGAGGGCCGGAGAGCUCAUCAUCAUUGUUGUGGUGCUCGUCAUGUGGGCAGGGGUGAUCGCCUUGUUUUGUCGUCAGUAUGACAUCAUCAAAGACAAUGAGCCCAACAACAACAAGGACAAAACCAAGAACUCCUCAGAGUGCAGUACACCUGAGCACCCACAAGGGGGGUUACUGCGCAGCAACGUCUAGGACCAACCUUCUGUCGCCUUCUGCAAUAACCAACCUAAGACCUCAGGACGGACCCUGAGACCAACAGAAAGCCAUUCUCAGAAAAAGACAAAAAAAAAACCAUUGACGAAUAGAUCAAACCAAUAAACAAAUCUUCUUGACACAAAGGAGCGAGUUCUGCAAAUGUGCAGAAUCAAAGGCUACAACCAGCUGAACCGGAAACGGCGGACUGUCGCCUCCCUCCUGCUGAUACACGGCGGACUCUUGGCCGGAGCUGCCCGAUUCAUACGGUUUUGUUACUCUUCGUCGGUGGCAUGGAAUCCCCUCUGACCCCUCCACCCUGGGAGUGUUGAUUGUCGAACAUGAAUGUCAAACUCAACAUGUGGACGCCAGCUCCAAGGUGGCAGGAACUGGAGAUCGGCUGGUCCAGGUGUCAGCCAGCACACAGCUAUGACUAGCGCUCAUGUUUUCUGUUGGUCCAUCUGCUUUGGUUCCUUUCUGUCUUUGUUCCUGCUCAUCUCUCUCCUUGUCUCUCUGUGUUGGUGUGGCUCUAAUAAGCACAUUGCCGUUUGGUGCUCCUCUUACUGUGAUUGCUUCUUGAACCCCUCUACAGUCCCAACGCUGAUUGCAGUCUGAGUUUUCUCUUUGGGUCACGAGUAUUGCAUGACGAGUGUCGUCUCCAGCUUUCCUCUCUCUCGUUACCGUCAGUUUAAAUGAUGCAUCUGUUCCUUCGCCUCACUAAACGGAACUUUAAACUCUCCCAUCAGCCCAGCAGAUCACGUCUGACAGGCUUAUUACCCCCACCUAUAUUUUUCCGGCGAGGUGAUGACUGAGUACGGCUCUGAUUCACGGAGAGUUCAAGGAUUGACAAGGAGUGCGUCACCCACUUCUGACUUAUUGUCACUUCGGGCUGUAAAACUACUGGGCCCCGUGCGCCGUGCCAACUUUUAGAAAGAUGCCGCAGCGGGUUUGUGUAUCGUCGUUCAUCGCUGCAUAUUCAGCACCAUAUGCUGUUUGUGGUCUGCAGCAGGACGAGCAGGGAAUGUGGAUGGGGCAUUAUCCUCUAAUGCGAUGUACAAUUUGGCCGCGUUUCCCCGUGCGGUUUGGCCGAAGACCAACGGGGAUGCCAGGAAGUGAAGGCCAUAAGAGGACACACUCAGUCCUGCGCUGGACCCAGAUCUGUCACUGAAUGUGAGCCUCUGGUACACUCUCAGUAGGAGAACACAACAUGAAACGGGACAAAAGUCUGACAUUCAGGAACUUCAUCCUUAAAACUGGGGUAUGUAACUUUAUACAUAUAUAUUUUUAAAAUUACAUAUUUGUUAAAACUGUCACUGUGUCCUCAUAAAUGUCCUUAUACAUAUGAGGCAAAUAAUCUGUGAAAAGAUCAAUCUACUAUAGCCGUCCCCCCAAAAAAUUCCAGUCUCAGUUAAAAACAACCAAUCAGAGCCAGGAGGAGGGUCUUAGCGCUGUCAGUGAACCUUGUGUACAUUUUGCUAGACAUGAAGAAACAACUUACCACUACAGGACAACUGUUUAUCCACCAUCAUCGCCAUCAGUGGCCAUGCUAACUAGCUUUAGCAUUCAUGGCUGCCUUCAUUGUGGUGAACCAACUGUAGCGUAGCAGAAAGAAAGCGGGAGGGUGAUUGACAGCGCUAAGACCCUCCUCCUGGCUCUGACUGGUUGUUUUUGACAGAGCUGUGUAUUCAUUCAAAUGAUAUAAAGUCUGUCUCACACUGUACUGUCACAACCUAGUGAGAGUUUUAACAAACAUGAGAAAAAAAAACAUAUUUUUGAUGUAAAUUAGAUAGACAGACAACUAGAUUUAAACUUCCUUGAUGGUACAAUAUACAAUGUCAGCCACUUACUGGCCUUAAAAUGCCUUCACUUAUUGUUGCAGUAGCAUAAUCUGACAGAAAAAUUAAGAAUUCUGGUGAAGCGUUUCCAGAUAAAAUUGGGCAAAGUGAAAUAUUUAAAUAUCCUUUUAUUUAAAAAAGAAAGUAUGUCUUCCACUUUAAAUAUGUCUUCCCCACCCCAAGUUUCCCAAAGCAUUACAGGUCGCUUUUCCUUUAAACUUUGAUCGACAUUAAAUACAGAUUCCAAUUAUGCAAUGGUUACAUUUAUUGUACAGAUAAUUGUCAGGGGAAGCAAUGAAUGUGCCAGCAAAGAUUUUGUGAUAAAAAUUUACGUUUUUGACAUGAGAUUCUUUUUCUUCAAAUGAAUUUCACUAAUGUAGAGAAAUUAAAGGUAGGCUUUUUCUACAUGUUUCAGCAUAACGUAGCGAUGAAAGGGAGAUUUUUAUGGUAUUUUACACAUCUGUUCCAGGAGUGUCAAAAUAACUGGUUGGCCGUGAAAGUCUGUGUCGCAAAUGUUUUUUUUUUUAUCAUGCUUAAAACACAUGAGAUGCAAGUCACAACGCCACUUUUAUGAUAUAAAAAAAAUAAUAACCUAGAAAUGAAACCAGCUGACAUUUCUAAUCAAAUAUUGACUUUAGCCUGUUCCUCCAUGUCUCAGAACUCCGUUGUUAGCAGACUGUUAUGAAGUUACAAAAGUCAUGUAACAACAAAUGUGGCCACUCUUGUUUAUUCUCCAAUCUCUCUGCUGUAGAGCAUGAAAUGUGUAUCGUUGCGCCACUGAAAAUAGUUCCCCGGAGUAACGCGCUACAAUAAAUCCAUGUCAGAUCAACAUUUGUUGCCUCUAUCGGACCAGCAUAGUUGGGUACUUCUUGUUUAGGAAAAGUGAAACGUAGCACCCCGCGGCCCCUGUUAGAGAUGUUUAAAAAAUAAUAAUAAAAAGCUUUAAUCCUUUUAUUACACUUGAUCUGCUCAGACAGGAUUUAGAAUGCUGUUGUUGCAGCGUCAAAAGCAAACGGCAACGCUAAUCAACUGACAGACUAAAGUUGAUUUAAAGUGAAAGGUGAAAAGAAACACUUCUGCUUUUAUUCUACAUUUAGACACCCUUAAAAUCCAAGCAACAGCAAGGAGCUACUAAAUAUGGUUUAGACCACAAGAAAGUUGAACAAGUUGCUUUUUUGUAGUGUUUAUACACCAAAAAGGUUCUGAUUAAUGGUGACAGACUCAUUGUGUGUUAAAAUAGCAUUCCUACCACUUCAUUUUUUUAAUACAAAUUUUAUGACAUUACAACCACAAACUUCAGAUUUUUUGGGGAUGAUGAGACAAAAUGGAAGAAGAAUAUCUUAAUAUUUUUUUAGAAGCAAAAGCAAAUCUUAAGGGGGAGAUUGCAUUUGCACUUAGCCUCAUUUAAGCUAAUACCCUGAAGUAAAGGCCAGUGAAAGCAGCUGACCUCAGAAAGAGCAUGAUUAGUCGUUCUCUCUCCUGCCGCCAUGGGACUCCAGAGCGGUCACAACUCGUGUCGCUCCGUCUGUGGCUGGGUGAGUUACUGGCACACCAAGACAUUGUGAAAAGUUUCACCCUUCCAACCUUGCAGGAAGAGUUUUAGGAGGGCCUCUUGUUCCAAAUUAACCGUGCUCCACUGCACAAAGCAACGUCCAUAAAGAUGGGCAUGAAGGAGUUUUGUGUGAAGGAAGUCGACCGGCCUCCAUGUUGCUCUGGCCUCAGCUCAUAGGAACGCCUUUUGGGAUGAAUUCAAGCUGAGGUUGAGAGCCAGGCCCAGUCAGAGUGACGGUCAGAGGAGUAAAAACAUCCAAAGCCAACUGUCGAAGAACUGCAUUGAUUAAAGCAAUAAAAAGAAAAUUAAGCUACAUCCUUAUUAUGGUUGUUAACAAAUUUGGGGCCAAGAGAGGACUCUGUUUUCGACAAAAUGUAGGAAUAGUUCAAUUCUCUGAAGCGAAAAUAAGAAUAUUAUCAAAAAAAAGACCUACUAAAUUUUUGAAACCCUUGCAAGUUCUUGAGAAAGUUUGACCUUCACACUGAAUUGGUUGGAACUCCAUCAACACCUUCAUAGAAAUGAGCAAAGGACUUCCACAGAGUUCCUCAGCUAAAGAUAAACCUUCAUUAUCUUCUCCUUUGCUUCCUGUUGGGUUAAGCUGCUUUGUCUGCACAACACCGGCUUCACUCUGAAAGAUGGUUAGAAAAACACCUCCAGACUAAAGUCAGCGGAGGUUCUUUCUAUUAGAGAUAAUGAGUUCAUGGCUCAGUGCUCUGCAGGUUGAGAUGUCCUCUAAUCAUCAGUGCAGAUUUAUUCAUUCACACAUUCAGGCUGGAUUUUAAUGCCAUCUUACGCUGGGAGAAAAGCAGCCAUUUUGUGGCGACGCCGUCUUAUCCUGCCACCGUCAUCGGCCCCUCCCAACAACCAUCUCCUGUCCUCGUCCUCCUUCAUUCUUUCAUUUAUGAUAUUACCCUCAUUCUGAAUCCAUCGCGCCGCUCUCCCCCCCUCUCUUGUUUCUCCCCUCUCACAGCCCUGAUUCUCAUUACAUCCACUCUCCGAGGUUAGCUGCUGCCGUCUCCCGCUCAGCAUGAGCUCUUCGCCCUCUUGUUGGGGCCCCGGCCCGCCGCCUACCCCUCGCUCCUCCACUUGUUUAUCACCUCGGCGUCCUGGACUGGCUGGAACAGCCACUUCACCAGGUAACAAGUGAGGAACAAUGGAGGAUAAAAACCGAAUUGACCGUUUUUCACUACUCAUAAGCGCGCGCCUGUUUAGCAUUACUUUGAGUGACUUUCCUUCGCGAAAAUGUUUGAGAUUCUACUAGACCUAUCACAUGGGAUUAAUCAAAAGUUUAAUGUGCCGAUUAAUCGCACUACCUAUUUUGACCUAAAAGCCUCUCUCCGGCAGAGGGAUACUUAGUUCAAAAUAAGCGCGUCACACUGUCUUGUACUGCGGUCAACAGUCAACAAUGCAAAGUCAGAAACAUGAGUGAAAAGAUGAGCAAGGAGAGUCAGACUGGUGUGCUCAGCCACAAAUUUUUCUUUU